CUGUGUGUGUGUUUGUGUGUUUAUCUAUGUGUGUUUGAAACAAAGCGAGAGAGCGUGUGAGCACUGAGGGCUGAGAGGGAGGACAACGCUGACACUACAGACUCUUCAAACCUCUCCACAGCUGAGACGAUGGAGGCUGCAGAAUUUCGAAGGCGAGGGAAAGAGAUGGUGGAUUACAUAGCCGAUUAUUUAGAGAACAUUGAGAAGAGGCAGGUUUACCCUGAUGUGGAACCUGGAUAUUUGAGAUCGUUGAUUCCCGAGGAGGCCCCGGAGGAACCAGAGAGCUAUGAGGAUGUGGUCAAAGACAUUGAAAGGGUGAUCAUGCCAGGGGUGACUCAUUGGCACAGCCCCUACUUUUAUGCCUACUUCCCAACUGCCAACUCUUUUCCCGCAAUGCUGGCAGACAUGCUGUGUGGAGCCAUUGGCUGCAUUGGAUUCUCUUGGGCAGCAAGUCCAGCCUGUACAGAGUUAGAGACAGUGAUGUUGGACUGGCUGGGUAAAAUGCUGAAGCUACCAGAUGAUUUCCUCGCUGGCACAGAGGGCAGAGGAGGAGGAGUCAUCCAGGGCACUGCCAGUGAAGCCUCGCUCAUGGCCCUUCUUGCAGCUCGCUCCAGAGUUAUCAAACUCAUCCAGGCCGACCAGCCUGACCGAUCUGAGACAGACAUCAUAUCCAAGCUGCUCGCCUACUCGUCUGACCAGGCUCACUCAUCAGUGGAGAGAGCAGGGAUGAUCGCUGGAGUGAGAAUGAAGAAAAUUUCCACAGACAGUAAGUUUGCUGUGCGAGGAGACACCCUGCAAAGGGCUCUGCAAGAGGACAGAAGCGCAGGUCUCAUACCAUUCUAUUUUUGUGCAACGUUGGGAACGACUCCAUCCUGUGCGUUCGACCGCAUCACUGAGUUAGGCCCUAUAUGUAGAGCAGAGAAUAUCUGGAUGCACAUUGACGCCGCAUAUGCGGGCAGUGCAUUUAUCUGUCCGGAGUUCAGGCCUCUCUUGAACGGCAUCGAGUUCGCAGAUUCUUUCAACUUCAAUCCUCAUAAAUGGCUCCUGAUCAACUUUGAUUGCUCUACAAUGUGGGUAAAGAACAGAUCAGACAUUAUCGGAGCAUUUAAGAUCGAGCCACUUUACCUGAAGCAUGAUCACCAAGAGUCAGGACUUGUCACAGAUUAUAGACACUGGCAGAUUCCAUUGGGUCGUAGGUUUCGCUCGCUGAAGAUGUGGUUUGUCUUCCGCAUGUAUGGACUCAAAGGUCUGCAGGCUUACAUCCGCAAGCAUGUAGGGCUGGCCAAAGAGUUCGAGUGUUUGGUGAGAGCUGAUCAGCGAUUUGAGAUCUGUGCUGAUGUUGUGCUGGGUCUCGUAUGCUUUAGACUCAAGGGCUCCAAUGAAUUAACUGAAACACUGUUGAAGCGGAUCAACAGCGCACGCAAGAUUCAUCUGGUGCCAUGUCAGCUGGCGGGGAAGUUUGUGCUGCGUUUCGCAAUCUGCGCCCGAACCAUACAGUCACGGCACGUUCAUGAGGCCUGGUGCCACAUCAGCCAGCUGGCAUCAGAGCUGCUGCAGGAACUGCCCCACUGACCAUCAUGUGUUGAGUCUGGACAACUCCUAUGAUAGAUCAUAUGAUCUACAUUUCUUGAAAGCAGCCUGUGUGUGUGUGUGUGUGUGUGUGUGUGUGUGUGUGUGUGUGUGUGUGUGUGUGUGUGUGUGUGUGUGUGUGUGUGUGUGUGUGUGUGUGUGUGUGUGUGUGUGCGCGUGUGUGUGUGUGUGUUGUAUUUCAUUUCUUAUUUCCUUAUCCUUAUUAUUCUUUAUGCUACUGUUUUUCUAUAUAUGUAGUUUAUUAGUUAUAGAUUAUAUUAGUUUCUAUCUAGUUAUUAUAUUCUACUUUUUAAUGCUAUACAUUAAGUUGGAUGCUGCAUUUGUAUUGUCUUCACAAGUGGAUAUGAGUUUGCAGUGACGUCACUCUCAAGGUUCUUAAAGGUCUCCUCAGACGAGCACUUUUAACAAGUUGGUAUGAUUUAUUAGGGACUUCAUGAAAUGUCUGGAACAUAUUUUGCUUAAAAACACUCAAAGGCUGUGUAAACAAAACCCUUCUUGCCUCGUCAAAAACAGCUAUGCUCACAGCAACCCGUUUUGGUGCAUAUCUCUUUAACUGAUAAUGAGUUACAUCGAACCCCACUCCCCUUCUGUCUGGCGUGUCAACACAACACACGUGCAGUGGCAAUGGUUUAGCUAAAUGAUAUAUUCUGAAUUCCUCUGCGGUUAGUUUCGUCUUAAACGUCUCAAAUCAUUCGUCCGGAGACAAAAAAAUCAGUCACAGCAAACAGCGCAUCCUAUGUGCUUACGUUGUGCGUGUAUGUUUACCUAAAAUCCACGGAAUCCACUGCAGAUCUCAGCGGAAUUACAUGGAUUUUAGCUUGUCAUUGACAAGUUAUAACGUUACACACACAACGUGAGAGCUAGUUUGCUGUGACACAUUUUUCAGCCUAAACACGAAUGAUUUUAGACGUUAAAAACUUAACUAACCCCAGUGUUCGCCCCUGUUCAUUAGCAAAACAAACAGCUUGCCGCAGCUAAACAUAUUAACGCACAUCAUGUAUUAACAGUCAUAUAAACUCCAAGUGUCCAUCUGCACUUAUAUACAGUAAGUUUAACACUGGCUUUGAAUGUUCUAUUUAGCCCGUGACUGACUUAGCUCCCUUCGCUAUCAUAUGCUAACGUUAUCCUCCUAUAUAUACGGUACAUUUACGUCAAUUCAGACUGUUGAUAAAUAUUACUUACAUCGGCAGUUUUGUCUCGUUCAGUCGGUCUCGAUCCCUCUUGAGGAACAACUUUGAAGCUAAUCCUGCUUGUACUGUCCCAGGUUGAUAAAGCACUCCGGCUUGAAGUGAUUCGCGCAAACAAGCAGGAUUUUACUUAUGGUUUCUGAGGGAUUUCCACUAAAAAUAAAAUAAAUCCACUCCUGUCUCUUCUGAGGUUUGGACUCUGUGCAGCGACUACAUUGCAUGUUGUCCACGAACUUUAGCCAUGGCGUCACGUACACCGCUGUCGCUUGUGAAAAUAACAAUGGCGGAGCGCAGUGGGUGGAACUGUGUAGAUUAAGGGGCGGUAACAUUAUAAAAUCUGCUUUGGACGUCACAAUCGGAGCGAAAUCUGAACGGCUCGAUUUCUCACAUGCUUGCAGGGAAAGGCACACCAAAACUAGGGUGACCAUAUGAGCCAUUUCUCCCGGACAUGCGCGUCCUUGCCAGGAUUUGGGUGCGUCUUCCGGGAAUCGCAUUUGUCAACCGCAUACGUCAUCGAGGUUCUCACAUUUCAGUUAAAAAAAGCAUUAUAAAAUUAACAUUUAACAUCGCUUAAGACGUAUAAUCAUUGUAGUUCAUUGUAGUCAUUCUUAUCUUGAAAUAUAAUGGCUGCCUUUAUAAAAUAAAACCUGAAAUAAUAUACCUCGAUGACGUAUGCGGUCGACAAAUGCGACUCAUGCGGAGAAAUGGCUCAUAUGGUCACCCUACCGAAACAAACUUACUGGGUUCUUAUUUUUCACGUUUUCUGGGUUGCUAGAUGCACCGGGGACCUGAUUAUAGCAGUUAAACACAGAAAAAGUGGGGUUUCAUCUGAUGUCUCCUUUAAAGCAGCAACGAGCAACUUUUGCUCACUGUUGCCCCACGUGGUUGAUAAGCGGAAUUGUCUGUAUGCAGUGUCGUAAAAACUGUCGCAAAGAUUUCCCGCUGGCAGCUCAAUACACGUGAGUUUGUUUACUAAGCCGACGGACCCAGAUAUGUCAUUCAAACUAUGUCCACCGAUCAGGUAAAGUAGUCCGUGUUACCAUAUGUUCUUCGUAUAUCAGUACAAAUAUUUAUGUAUCGUAAGUAGUCAACCCUACGUGUUCGAAGCAAGGUUACCAACUUAUUCUGGUAACUUUGGCCAAAAAAAUAUGUUAUAUUAUGUUAUUCAUAAACUGUAUAUGUAACUGUACUGUUUUUGAAAUCAGCAUUUCAUGUUCAUUGCAUACCACACGGGUGCCAACACUAUGGGCUGUACUACAGGACUAUACUACAACCUCAAAGUAGACUCAGGGGUAGCAGCUGAUUGUUAGAAGUUAGCACAGAGCGUGCUAGCUACAUGGAACAUUUGUAUUUACCCAAAACACAACGCAUGGACUUGAAUGUGUUUUGUAACCUAUAGUACUUUUCUUUUGUUAUUAUAUCGGAAGUCACUAAACACAAUCGCGACCAGGCAUUGUGUUUUGUGUAAUAUAUGUAAUAACUACAGUCAACUCAGUAUGAAAACAGCGCAUAGCAUGUACAUAUACAUAACGACAACAUUAGCCUAAUCAACGACUGAACUGUUCAACAUUCACGUGGUUUACUGGUCUGAACAAAAUAAUCUGCUACUUUUUACCACAACACGUUUAGUGUGGUUGUUUAGUCUUUAUUUACAAGCACUAACGUUACACACAUUCAUGACGAGGCACGACAACAUGCUAGCUAUCGACACCGGCAACCAUAUAUUAUCUCUCAGCUACCUUACGCUUAUAAAGUGCGAACCGGUGUUGUGCCAAUGACACAGACUAAUAACAAAUACGUUCAGAAGUACAGGACAGUAACAAAAAAAUGUACAAAUAACACAUACAAAUCCAGGAGCCGGACCGCUAGAUCUGCAUCUGUUUUGCAACCCGUUGCCUCUUGCUGCUCGCGCCACCAAGUGUAAGCCCAUCCGAUAUUGAUUCGUGACCGGCCUCGUGUCCGAUCACUCUCUCGCUUUUUUUUCUUUGCUUCCUAAACCCUCUUUGGUUUUUUGGCUUGCUCUGCCAUGGUGAUGUUUUGGUUCGUUUCGUCUUACUGUUAGCUCUGCUGUUGGCUAACUUCUCCCAGGCUACGAGUAAAACGUGACGUAUGCCGUAAAGCAGGGGAUAGGCGGGGCUUGUACCGGCCCAAACACCGAAGUUACAAGUGCAAUUUCAGCCGAUAGGAGGCUGCUCAGGUAGCAACGGCAGUAAAAUUCGUCCAGUUAAAAGUUGACCUACCACUAAAAUAAUUUUAGAGACAUUAUUUUAAGGUCAAAAAGUUGCUCGUUGUCAUUUCAUAGGAGUCAUAUUGCACGGCUAAAACGAAUAUUAUUGUUUGUUUUAGAUGUAACGCAAUGUGUAUACACCAUUUAAAGUUUAAAAAACGUUGUAUUUUCCACAUACCGUGCAUGUUUGUAUCUCCUCUUUGCCCCGCCUCUCUGAAACGUGCAGAUUUUUUACAAAGCUCAUCGCUCUGAAAAGCGAGGUGUGCUAUGAUUGGCCAGUUCACCAGUGCAUAGUGAUUGGUCAAAUACUGCAAGCAUUUUACGGAAAUGUAACGCCUCUUACCAGACGAUACAAUGAGAUUUACAAUUACACCCACCUUAACUACGUGUAGAUUUGGGCGGUCUUAGUCAAAUCAUGUUACGAAGUUACGUAGAUUCGCCGGGGUGUGGUUACACGAGGCGUUUCAGGCAAGUCUGGUUGAGCAUUCGCUUUUAGAUGCAUCUUUUGUUCCCACACUUUCAUUUGUGAAAAUUUACGUGUCUAAUACAUGCAUGGGCAACUUAUAACACACCAAAAACACAGAAAAACACGUACUUCCGCCAUAUGACCCCUUUAAUAACAUCACGAGACAAUGUUGUGAAGCAGUAAUUUUCCACUGUCUAUGUUGGUAUAAUAACACCUGCUCAAUGAGUUUCCAGUCACGGAGUUAGAAUGAGCAAUGGAAAUCUAGACGAAGUUCUAUUUGAAUUUAGAAUGAGCAUCUUAACGCAACUUUGAUUUUCUCUCCAUAGUAAACUUUGCUCAUUUUAUUACAUCAUCACUUCGUCUCCUGCCUGCUGUUCCUUUCAUCUCUAACAGACAUCUGCAAGUCUGCAAGAUAGUUAGAUCUAGUUUUGGCGUCACGACACGAUGGAACAGCACUACUGUAUCAUUUUGGAUCAAUAACAAGAUAAUCUAUCAGAUCUAUCACCUGUUUGCAGUACUGUCAAAGUUUCAAUCUGAUGCGAUUCUUUCUCUUAUUUAUUGUUAGUGUGUUUAUGUGUGUGUGGCUGUCUCUGUGUUUGUGAGCUUGUGUUCCCAAAACUGUUUCCAAAAACUGUGCUGUUGUGUUCUUCUGCACUUGAAAAUGUGUCUAUAUUCAAAAUGAAAUAUGUUUUGUAAGACAUAUAAUAUAUCAGAAUUUCUAUCUAUUGCAAAAAAUAGUUUACAGAUGGCUUUAUCAGUGCAUUUAUUUUCUUUUUCUCUGAAAAUCUAAAUCAUAGCCUAAUAUCUUUUUUCUCUUUCUAAAAACAAUGUACUUGACUCAGCACAUCUUCUGUGAUGAGACACCUCUCCAAUCCUCUUUGACAUACAGUUCUUGUGCCUCACUAGUAAAGACUUCUCUCUGGUACAAAUUCAACAGUAGUAGUACUGUAUGGGUGUAUCAACAUUCACAAUAAAUUGUGGU
Messenger RNA from Triplophysa rosa, 6452 nucleotides. RefSeq names its product dopa decarboxylase (gene ddc). Gene Ontology annotation, biological process: serotonin biosynthetic process; catecholamine metabolic process; amino acid metabolic process. The transcript is spliced from 14 exons. The record is from RefSeq and is a predicted model, not a curated record. Gene Ontology annotation, molecular function: pyridoxal phosphate binding; aromatic-L-amino-acid decarboxylase activity. Lineage: Eukaryota; Metazoa; Chordata; Actinopteri; Cypriniformes; Nemacheilidae. The coding region runs from base 130 to 1572 and encodes 480 amino acids.